This is a messenger RNA of Macrobrachium nipponense, 1081 nucleotides long. RefSeq names its product nicolin-1-like. Gene Ontology annotation, cellular component: nucleoplasm. The record is from RefSeq and is a predicted model, not a curated record. The transcript has 6 exons. Bases 349 to 1029 code for a protein of 226 amino acids. Lineage: Eukaryota; Metazoa; Arthropoda; Malacostraca; Decapoda; Palaemonidae.
GGUGCGUUUGCACAAGUUCAGUGGACGAGCUCCCUUUGAAACUGUUUUGCUCUUGUUCAUUACCAAUCAGUGUCGGAUUACACUGAUGCAGAAGUUGAAUCUAAUCGUCACACGAUGAGUGGGAAAUCUGCGAUUCAAUUGCUACGGUUUAACUGAACUAGUACUCACAGCACUAUAAUAACCGAGGGUGAUCCAGUCAAGCUUGUGAAAUGAGUGCUACAUUUGAUUUUCACUGAAUCUUCUGUCUUUAAGUUUGAUCAUGGUUUUCUGGACUCUUGAACUGACAAAGUAUAUGCAUUAUUCAUUAAAGAUCACGAAGAUACUUGUCCCCUAAGACCAACAAUCAUCAUGUCUCGUGAGACAGUGACCUUUACCCAGUCAGGACCAACGCCCGUACACAUCGACGAGGCAGCUCUCUCAACCCGCACGGGCUGUUACGUCAUUACUCUGACAUUUCCUCAGCCAACACAGAUCGGCGAAAUCACUUUCCGAAAUUACUACACAUGGGCAGUAGGUGUCCAUGUCCUGCGAUGCGCGGCAGCAUCGACACUGCCCUUAGGAGGCGUCGUUGGCGCCGGUUUACUCGGCGGGGACGCCGGAGGAGAAGCGGCAUGGGCCUGGAAGGACCCCUCUUCUUGGCACGUUGGUGUGAGAAACAAGGUCCUGAUGCCCCAUCCACAUACAGAGACAGCCAGUCACGACUUCGUCUCGAUCACGUGUCUCGAGAGCCGGGUUGACUGGCAGGACGUCAUAGGAAUGCGUCUCAUCCUCCGUCAGCCCUCCCCAGUCUGGAGGACCUUCUUUAUUGAGGAGAUCACGGCCUAUAGGGAGCUGCCACGCCUGCCUCCCUUCAGUGUACCCAUCAUUACCCAGGAUGGACAGGGGGAGAAGAGCCAGCAGACGCCACUGGAACGCCUCAUCCAGCAGACGAGGAAGGCCAUGCGAGUUCCUGACGAGGACUCCUUAGAGGUAAGGGAAAAGGACGCGAAGACAUUUCAGAUUCUUCAUAACACUGAGACAUGUUUCUGAUCUUUCACUAAAAGAAGACAUUUUAGGUCCUCCAAGACAGACAGAUAACAGG